Molecule: messenger RNA, 1701 nt
Organism: Orbilia oligospora ATCC 24927
Lineage: Eukaryota; Fungi; Ascomycota; Orbiliomycetes; Orbiliales; Orbiliaceae
Exons: 1
Coding region: 1-1701 (566 amino acids)
Biological process (GO): tRNA methylation
Cellular component (GO): tRNA (m1A) methyltransferase complex; nucleus
Source: RefSeq, a predicted model, not a curated record
AUGGCUGCGGUUGUUCCGCAGACGGGCUCCCAAUCGGUGUCAUCCGCGUUAACCUCGUCAUCGUCGACCGGGAAGACCAUCACGUUUGCCGACAGCUCAUUCCUCCCUGGUCCGAACUCAUCGUCGACAAUUGUUCCGAACUCUCGAGCGAUUGCUCAUCUCACCCGUGAUGUUCUUCAAUCGGUUAUGGUCCAGCCGACCCCUUCACCAUCGUCUACAUCCACUCCUGACCCAGUUGCCAAUCUAAAGCGGAAACAGCCGUCGACCUCAUCUCUUAAUACCCGUUUUGGCUCGUUUCCUCAUCCUUCUCUUCUAGUUCCUGCUGGAAGUCAAGUACGGAGUGCCUCUGGUACCGGGUUCAUUCACAUCCUCCGACCGACACCCGAACUAUGGACAUUGAGCUUACCUCACCGGACCCAAGUCGUUUAUACACCUGACUCGUCAUAUAUACUACAUAGACUACGAGUACGUCCUGGGAGCCGUAUAAUAGAAGCUGGUGCCGGUAGUGGCAGUUUUACACAUGCAUCGGCUAGAGCGGUUUACAACGGUAUUCACGAGAACCCAGUCACUCAAAGUGUACCAACGGAGCAGACGGAUGGAGUCACAAAGGGAGGUGAUGAAGGAACCAAUACUACAUCAGACUCCGUGCCUUCGGAUGGGAGUACCCAAAUUCCUGCCACUUUGACCGAUUCACAGGGUCGCGUGCUCUCAUUUGAGUUUCACGCCGAUAGAGCUUCGAUACUACGCCACGAACUUCGUCAACAUGGUCUCCAUCAGAUAGUCACCGUUACAAACCGAGAUGUUUGCGCCUCUGGAUUCUCCCUUCCUGAGCCCGAAUUGGAAAUUGGGGGUAAUACAUACGCUACAGCAGUUUUUCUAGAUCUGCCGGCACCCUGGCUGGCGAUACCACAUCUGACUAGGGAGAACGGAAGCCUUUCGCAAACGAAGGCUGUGAGGAUAUGUUGCUUCAGCCCUUGUUUGGAGCAGGCACUCAGGACAAUCGCGGUACUAAGAGAGCAGGAUUGGGUCGAAGAGGACUUGGUGGAAGUUGCACAUAAGCGAUUGGAGGUUAGAAGAAUGGGCCCGAAUGGAAGAGAGAUUGGAGCAAAAUCCCGAUCGCAAGGCGAUGAUGAGAUUAAAGUUGCCAGCGUUGAGGACUCUGUCAGCAAACUCAAGAAACAGCUAUGGCAUCGUAAGGCGAAGCAAGCGAGACAGAGGGAGAGAUUGGCGAAGAGGCGAAAGUUGGACGAAGAUGGGAAUGAAGAGGUCCAGGACGAUGAUAGUGAUGUCGAUAUGGACGCUAAUGAUGACGAGGAUGUCGAAGAAGCUCCUGAGACCGCGGAGGAAGAAGGUGGGAACGGCAGGCUACAUCUAUUCAAUCAAGGUCGCGUGCUAGUAAGGACAGAACCGGAAUUGAAAACUCAUACUUCAUACCUGGUCUUCGCCGUUCUUCCGCUGCCCUGGACAGAAGAGGACGAAAUCGCAGCGAAAGCGAAAUACACCCUACCACCACGACCUGCCCCCCAAGUUAACCCGAGGACGGGCAAGGAUUACACAAGUGGAGGCAAGGCCCCAAAACCGACAACUGAUGGGAAGUUAAGCAAGACUCAAGAAAAGAAACUUAGAAAGGCCCAAGAAAAGGCCGCCAAGUUAGCAUCGGAGUCGAAUCAGACGCCGAAGACGGAAGGAACAGAUGCCUAA